This is a messenger RNA of Lagopus muta (rock ptarmigan), 2037 nucleotides long. It is a transcript of the gene MNS1, whose product is annotated as meiosis specific nuclear structural 1. The coding region runs from base 626 to 2020 and encodes 464 amino acids. Gene Ontology annotation, cellular component: motile cilium. Lineage: Eukaryota; Metazoa; Chordata; Aves; Galliformes; Phasianidae. Gene Ontology annotation, biological process: cilium organization. The record is from RefSeq and is a predicted model, not a curated record. The transcript has 10 exons.
AGCAGGUGUGCGGAUGGCCCAGGGGAGUGUGAGUUAGUGAGCAGGAGGGCGCUGUGCCCUGGGGGCUGAACUGCUGGGGGCACAGCGGGACACCGAUCUGGUGGCCAUAGACAGGUCUGGGAGAUACAGGGCAAAAUGACGGCGGGAGCAUUAGGGCCUGGGGGAGGCGCUCGAGGACGAGAUGAGACCAGCGGUUCCAUUGCUUUGUUGAAGGGUAGGAGUGGGGCCAGGGCCACACGGUGGUUUCCGUGGGGUUUCUGCAGCGCUUCUCCUCCCCAGCACGCGAUGGCUGCAAGGCCAGCAGGUCGCUCCUUUGUUUGCCAUCCGCGCGCGCCACGUGUCUGCGGCCUGCGGGGGAGCACGGAGAGUCACGAACCGUCCCGAGGUGCGCGGGUACCAGAACUGUCUCUGCCCGUAUUUCCGCUAUGCGCUAGAAGCGCUUCGCGGCACGCCUCAAACGCGUGGCAAAGCUCCGCGCGGCCCGGCCCACAGCACAACUGCCGUCAGGCGGCCCCGCACCGCGCUCACAGGGCGCCGUCGCCCUCGCUGACCGGAAGUCGCCGCUCGCUUCCGCCGCCGCAUUCCGCCGUCGCCGUGGCGACGCGGCGCGCGCUCUGCAGGAGGCAUGGCGUCCGCGUGGCACGGCGUGGGGCUGCCGCCGGCGGCGGAGGAGCGGGGCGGGCUGCUGCGGGCCGCCAGGCUGCGGGCGGCGGUGGAGCGGGAGCGGCGGCUGGAGGAGGCCGUGCGGACGGGAGAGGAGCGGAGGCGGCAGAGGGAGCGGCGGCGGCUGCAGGAGGAGCGGCUGGCGGCGGAGCUGGCGCGGCUGAAGCACGAGAAGCUGAGCGAUGAGAAGAUGAGGCAGCAAGUGCGGGAGAACAGUCUCGAACUUCGAGAACUCGAGCAGAAACUAAAAUCUGCAUAUCUGAACAAAGAGCGAGCGGCGCAGAUCGCUGAGAAAGAAGCCAUAGAGUUUGAGAAAAUGAAACGUGAGGCUGAAAUAGCCCAAAAGAUGAAGGAAGAGUAUGAAAGGGCAGCAAAAGAAGAAAGUUUGGCAGAACUGAGGCGAAAUGAGGAGAAAAUAACUUAUCAGCAAGAGCUGGAGAAGCAGCUUGAGGAACAGGAGCGGAAGAAGCAGGGAGUUUAUGACGAGUUUCUGAAAGAGAAACUCAUGAUUGAUGAAAUCAUAAGGAAGAUCUAUGAGGAAGAUCAAAAGGAAAAACAACUUAAGUUAGAGAAGAUGAGAGCAACUCAGACAUAUAUUGAAGCAUUUAAAAAAGAACAGGCUGUGUGGAGGCAGAGGAAACGGGAAGAGAUGGAAGAAGAAAACAGGAAAAUUGUGGAGUUUGCCAACAGUCAGCGGCAAAGAGAAGAAGAUUGGACGGCCAAAGUUAGAGACAUGGAGGAGAAAAAGCAACAACUCCAGGCCAUGAUUGCCCAGAAUCUAGAAAGAGAGCAACAGAAGCGUGACGAAGUGGAACGAAUACGCCAGGAGCUGUAUCUGGAAGAGCAACUUGAGACUGAUAGAAAGAAGGAGAUGGCAGAAAUGGAGACGAGAAUAAGGCAGCGCCUGGAUUUAAGGCAAAUGUACGAAGAGCAGUUAGCUUUGAAGAAGGUAGCGCAGCGAGCCGUGCAGGAGGAGGAAGAAGCCUUCAGACAGCAGAUGCAGGCCAAGUUUGCAGAGGAUGAUCGUAUUGAACAGAUGAAUGCUCAGAAACGAAGAAUGAAACAGCUUGAACACAGAAAGGCUGUGGAAAAACUUAUUGAAGACCGUCACAAACAAUUCAUUGCAGAUAAAGAGCGUGAACUUGAAGAAUGGCAGUUAGAGGAGAAAAGACAAGCAAACAUUCGUGCAGUUGUUGAAGAAGAGAGACAGAAACUCCUGAAAGAACAUGCAUCUAAAUUACUGGGUUAUCUUCCUAGAGGAAUACUCAAAGGCGAAGAUGAUAUUAACAUGCUUGGAGAGGAGUUUAGGUUGGCUUAUCAGAGGAGAAGAGAUAAUCCAUCUUCUGAAGAGAGCUGAAAUUUCCACUGCCUGCC